AUGUUGGCAGACUGCAAACUCCACUCUAUAAACAUCAUCAGACAUCAGGUUCUGCUCCAAAUGCCCACUGGGCAUCCACUUUUAGUAUUUCGCGAGUUCGCUCUCGCGUAAAAUCCAUCGAUUCUAUUACACGUAACAUGUCGAGCCUCUGAUAAUAAAUAAUAGUAAACGAGUCAAGAAAAUCGAGGAAGAAAUUCAGUGAGAUCAACUUGGGCGCCGAGACGGAUGGUCCGUGCCUAACCCUUCGGUACAGAGGAGGAAAGUACGGGAGGGCAAAGUGUGCCACGUCGUAGCAGGUGCGGGACCCUGGGUCCCCUGGUCGACCAAGGACGGUAACAACAUGCUCAGCGCCGCAGCUAACACACUCUCGAACAAUGGCGGCUCCUACAGCAACGACCGGGCCUCCGCCGGGACGGCCGAGCCUGAGCUCGGCACCGAUCUCGCCUCCGGUGGUUUCUUUCACGCCGAUUACAAAAAGCACGAUGACCUGAAACAGAUGCUCGACAGCAACAAAGAUGGGAUGAAGCUCGAAGCUAUGAAGCGGAUCAUUGGGAUGGUGGCUAAAGGGAGAGAUGCAUCCGAUUUAUUCCCAGCAGUGGUGAAGAAUGUAGUCUCCAAGAACAUAGAAGUCAAGAAACUUGUCUAUGUGUAUUUAGUUCGGUAUGCAGAAGACCAGCAAGAUCUUGCUCUAUUGUCCAUUUCUACAUUUCAGCGAGCUCUAAAAGAUCCCAAUCAAUUAAUAAGAGCAAGUGCUUUGAGAGUCCUCUCUAGUAUCAGGGUACACAUGAUAGUUCCAAUAGUUAUGCUAGCUAUUAAGGAUUCCGCCAGUGAUAUGUCACCGUAUGUCAGAAAGACUGCAGCUCAUGCUAUUCCUAAACUUUACUCUCUCGAUCCUGAACAGAAAGAUGAGCUCAUCACUGUUCUGGAAAAAUUGCUGUCCGACAAGACCACUCUUGUUGUGGGAUCAGCUGUCAUGGCCUUUGAAGAAGUCUGUCCAGAUAGAAUAGAUCUUAUACAUAAGAAUUAUAGGAAACUGUGCAAUUUACUAGUUGAUGUUGAUGAAUGGGGCCAAGUAGUUAUUGUUAAUAUGUUGACAAGAUAUGCAAGGACGCAGUUUGUUAAUCCUAAUAUAGAUGAAAUAGAAGAGGAGGAUGAGCAACGUCCAUUCUAUGAUGAUUCUGAUUCAGAAUCGUCAGAGGUAAAGAAACCUAAAUUCACCCUUGAUGCAGAUCACAGGUUACUACUGCGUAACACAAAACCCCUACUGCAGAGCAGAAAUGCUGCAGUUGUAAUGGCAGUGGCCCAACUGUACCACCAUGCUGCACCUCGAGGAGAGGCAAUGAUUGCUUCAAAGGCAAUGAUUAGAUUACUCAGAGGUCACAGAGAAGUUCAAAGUGUGGUUCUCCACUGUAUAGCAAGUAUUUCGAUUUCAAGAAAGGGAAUGUUUGAACCUUUUCUAAAAUCUUUCUUUGUCAGAACAUCUGAUCCAACUCACAUUAAAUUAUUGAAGUUGGAUAUUUUAACGAAUUUAGCUACAGAAACGAGUAUCAGCGUAAUUUUGCGCGAAUUCCAAACCUAUAUUUCAAGUAGCGACAAAGAAUUUGUUGGUGCUAGUAUCCAAGCUAUUGGAAGAUGUGCUAGUAAUAUUAAGGAAGUUACCGAUACAUGUCUAAAUGGAUUAGUCUCUCUAUUGAGUAACAGAGAUGAAGCUAUCGUAGCAGAAAGCGUAGUAGUGAUAAAGAAACUUCUGCAAACUCAACCAAACGAGCAUAAGGAUAUAAUAGCUCACAUGGCCAAAUUGAUGGACUUUAUAACUGUGCCACAAGCCAGAGCAUCUAUCCUGUGGCUCUUGGGUGAAUACUCUAACCGAGUGCCAAAAAUAGCUCCUGAUGUCUUAAGAAAAAUGGCAAAAUCAUUCAUCAACGAGGAAGACAUUGUAAAAUUACAAACUUUGAAUCUUGCCGUCAAACUGUAUCUUAGCAAUCCCGAGCAAACGAAAAAGUUCUGUCAGUACGUCUUUCAAUUGGCGAAAUACGAUCAGAACUACGACAUAAGGGAUCGUGCCCGCUUCCUCAAGUACUUUAUAUUCACAGAAGACUCGGAUGGGAAUUCAGAAAAGAAGUUGCCGCUACACGCGAAACAGAUCUUCCUCGCGCACAAGCCGGCUCCAACUCUGACGUCCAGGUUUAAGGAUUCGCAGUUUCAGCUGGGAACGUUGUCCCAUUAUCUGGAUAUGCCUUGUACUGGCUAUCGACCACUGCCGGAUUUCCCAGAGGUACCACCUGAUCCAACGGUUCGUGACGUUCCUGAGGUCACUAGCGCUUUAGAGCUUAAAUCUACUAGACAUCACGGGAAAAAGGAUAAAAAGGAAAAGAAAAGUAAGGAAAAGGAAGAAAACUUUUACGAUGACGUGGACAUGGAGAUUUCGGAAAAAAGUUUAGAUGAUGACGAAGAAACAGACAGUGACAGUGAUUCAGACAGUAGCUCGUCGGAUGACGAUGACAGCGAAUCUACCGAUGAUGAGUCAUCAACGUCUGGAAAGUCUGAUAGUGAAAUUAAGAAAGUUGUAAAUCGUAAAAAAAUGAAGCGCAAGGAAGACGAGGACGACGAAGAAGAGGGUACUGCUGAUUCUGAUGAGCCGUCUAGCACUGAAUCGUCUUCGUCCGAAGACUCCGAUUCUGAAAGUGAAGAAGAAAAGAAAGUUCCAGAAAAACCAGCGCCGGCGCCAGCAAAUAAGGCCAAACCUGAAAGUAAAAAGGAAAAGAAGCCGGAACCCAAAAGUAAUCUAGAUCUCCUUCUGGAUUUGGAUGAUGUGGUACCAAUGACUCCCAUCAUGACACCAAGUUUAGGCGGUUUCCUUACUCCUAUUAUGCCUUCGCCAGCAUUUGCGACGGCUUCCGACGGAAUCCGAGAAGUUUCAACAUCGUUCAUCCCGGUGAAAAAGUACGAGCUACUUAACAAAGUCAGUGGACGAGGCUUGAAAUUGGAAUAUAGAUUCACCAGAUCACAGCAUUUAGUUAGUCCUGCUCUAGUUAACAUUGAAUUAACAUUUGCAAACGAAGGCACUGAGACGAUUAAAGACAUUCGAGUUGGAAAUAAGAAUCUCGCGACUGGAAUGUCACUGCAUGACUUUUCACCCAUUCCAGUACUGCAACCGAAUUCGUCCCUAGCUUGUACGAUCGGCAUCAAUUUCAAUGAUUCAACACAACCCGCAUCUUUUAACAUCGACUUCACAAUCAAAGAUGAACAAUCUUCUCGAAACAUUGCUAUAAAAGCGCCCAUUGGAGAAAUCGUCAGAUCAGUAGUUUUACCAGAAGCAAUGUUUAUAUCUGAAAAGGAUAAGCUUAAAGGCAUGAACGAACACGCGGCUAAAAUUAAUUACUCGGAAAAUCGAAAAAUCUUAACUCAAAAGGUCUUGGAAACAGCCAAUCUUGCUAUAACGUCUAGUGAUGAUGAACAUCUUCGAUUUGCUGCUCAUACUCUUUCUUCCAAAUCUUUGGUUUUGGUGACAAUAAAAACGCUGAAAGAUAACAACUUGGAAAUAUGCGUGAAUUGCGAAAAGAUGGUAAUAGGUUCGAUGCUCUUGAACGAGCUCAAAAGUAAUUUAAAAUAAGCUGGAUAUUUCUAGGAGACGCCAUCGUGCCCCAUAACGUACGAAGUUUAUAAAAAAGAUACUCUGCAUAACUGAAACAUUCUUGUAAGACUACUUUGUAUUGUAUGAAUGAUUAACGAUUCAAAGAAUUUAAAGAAAAUAUUUGUGAAAUACUGUAAAGUAAGAAAUCGAUAUUUUUCAACGUUAGAAUAUUUUAUGAAAACUUACGUUUUUAUUGUGAUGUGAAUGUAAAGAAUAUAUUAUUAAACAAGACUGAAACGUCUUUAAAAUAUCCACUAUUUUUAACUUCAUUGUAUCCAUAGCAUGGGAUCCAAUGUAUAUUUAUUUUGUUAGAUCCACGAUUUUUAAAUACCCUGCGCUUUUCAAGAUGAAAAACUUUACCUUUGUUAUAUGUUGAUAAUAGUUUCAAAAUUUGUACAAGACUUUUUUAAAAAUGCGUUUUUGUAAAUAGCGAUUGGAUUCAAUAAAUCUACGUGAAGCAAACUC
Nasonia vitripennis (jewel wasp) is the source of this 4099-nucleotide messenger RNA. RefSeq names its product AP-3 complex subunit beta-1 (gene rb). NCBI's taxonomy places the organism in Eukaryota, Metazoa, Arthropoda, Insecta, Hymenoptera, Pteromalidae. Gene Ontology annotation, biological process: intracellular protein transport; vesicle-mediated transport. Gene Ontology annotation, cellular component: membrane coat; AP-3 adaptor complex. The coding region runs from base 341 to 3613 and encodes 1090 amino acids. The record is from RefSeq and is a predicted model, not a curated record. The transcript is spliced from 10 exons.